This is a messenger RNA of Peromyscus maniculatus bairdii (prairie deer mouse), 1552 nucleotides long. It is a transcript of the gene Gja10, whose product is annotated as gap junction protein alpha 10. Gene Ontology annotation, molecular function: gap junction channel activity. The record is from RefSeq and is a predicted model, not a curated record. Lineage: Eukaryota; Metazoa; Chordata; Mammalia; Rodentia; Cricetidae. Gene Ontology annotation, biological process: cell-cell signaling. Gene Ontology annotation, cellular component: connexin complex.
UUCUGUAUAUUUCAGACAUGAAUUUCUAACCAUGGGCGAUUGGAACUUAUUGGGUGGCGUCCUAGAGGAAGUUCACUCCCACUCAACCAUAGUGGGGAAAAUCUGGUUGACUAUCCUCUUCAUCUUCCGAAUGCUGGUGCUUGGUGUCGCUGCUGAGGAUGUCUGGGAUGAUGAACAGUCCUCCUUUGCCUGCAACACCCAGCAGCCAGGUUGCAACAAUAUCUGUUAUGAUGAUGCUUUCCCUAUCUCUUUGAUCAGGUUCUGGGUUUUGCAGAUCAUCUUCGUGUCUUCCCCUUCUCUGGUGUAUAUGGGCCAUGCGCUUUAUAGACUCAGGGACUUUGAGAAGCAAAGGCAGAAGAAGAAGUCACACCUUAGAGCCCAGAUGGAGGAUCCAGAGCUUGACCUGGAAGAGCAGCAAAGGGUAGAGAGGGAGCUGAGGAGACUCGAAGAGCAGAAAAGGAUUCAUAAAGUCCCUCUGAAAGGAUGUCUGCUGCGUACUUAUGUCUUACACAUCUUGACCAGAUCUAUGCUAGAAGUAGGGUUCAUGUUGGGCCAAUAUAUUCUCUAUGGGUUUCAAAUGCACCCUGUUUACAAAUGCACCCGACCCCCUUGCCCCAAUGCAGUGGACUGCUUUGUAUCCAGGCCUACAGAGAAGACCAUUUUCAUGCUCUUUAUGCACAGCAUUGCUGCCUUUUCCUUGUUACUCAAUAUCCUGGAAAUAUUUCAUCUGGGCAUCAGGAAAAUCAUGAGGGCACUCGAUGGGAAGUCCAGCAGUGGGAAAACUGAGAAUGAAACAGGCCCUCCAUUCCAUUCAACAAACUACUCAGGGGCACAGCCGUGUGUGGUUUGUUCUUCUUUACCUGAAAGAUUCUCAGUACUUCAAGCCAACAACAAACAGCAAGUCAUCCGAGUCAAUAUACCAAGGUCUAAAAGCAUGUGGCAAAUCCCACAUCCCAGGCAACAUGAGGUAGAUGUUUCCUGUAGCAAAAGAGACUGGGCUGAGAAAGUUACCAACAAUGGACAGCUCCAUGUCCACAGCCCAUGCCCCCAUGAUGGCUGUGCCAAAAUUCAGCACCCAGGACAGCAACCACGCCGGUCCUUCUCUGGCCCAAAACAUGUAAUGUCUCAGUCCUGGUUAGGUACAAUGACAGCUUCUCCACACUGCCCACCAUCUACAUUAGGAACCUGGGAGCAAUCCCAGGGCCCAGAGGCCUCAGGCAAACCUCUCACUGAUCUUCAAAGUCACUUCCAAGGCAGCGACGGUAGUGCAAGAGAGAGUGGGGUCUGGGUGGAUAGAACAGGCCCAGGCAGCCGCAAGGCCAGCUUUCUAUCCAGGCUGCUGUCAGAAAAGGGACACCUGCACAGUGACUCAGGAAGCUCAAGGUCUCUGAAUAGUUCCUGCUUGGAUUUCCCACAAAGGGAAAACAGCCCUUCACCUUUACCCUCAGCCACCGGGCACAGAGCGUCAAUGGUAAGUAAAGGCAGCCAUGUUCAUCCACCUCCUCAAUCUUCCCCUUUUAUCCUACAUGGGAUAUAUGUACAUAUGUAUUAA